Molecule: messenger RNA, 330 nt
Organism: Cantharellus anzutake
Lineage: Eukaryota; Fungi; Basidiomycota; Agaricomycetes; Cantharellales; Hydnaceae
Exons: 3
Coding region: 1-330 (109 amino acids)
Source: RefSeq, a predicted model, not a curated record
AUGAUUGGCGGUGCAGGGUUUGGGGUGCAGCCCCAAGGCUCUCCACAGGAGUGGGGUUCGGGGCAAGGCCCUGAUGGCCCUCCGCAGGAGCAGGGGUUCAAGGGGCUGGCCCCUUGGUGGGGGUUUGGGGCGCAGCCCCAGGCUCUCCGCAGGAGUGGGGCUUGGGGCAACGCCCCAAUAGCUCUCCGCAGGAGCAGGGGUUCAAGGGGCUGGCCCUUGCACAAGGGGAACAAUAAUAACAAGGAUAACAUUGCAUGGGGUCUGGGGCAACGCCCCAGGGGGGUUCGGGGCACAGCCCCGAUGCCCUCCGCAGGAGCUAGAGACCACUAA